GAUGGAUGUUAAACUAAGUGAGAAACAUUCUCUUGUUACGUAUUCUAUUCAUACACUGAUAAUACUAUCUAUAUGUAUGUUCAUGUUAUUUUCUAUCACCGAUGUAUCUAUGAGCUUAUAUGGCAAACGUAACUUUGUACUUAAUGAAUCCAAAGAUGGUACUAUUGCAAAUAUUUAUAAAUAUAAAAGAGACAAAAAGGCACUAAAAUAUCCUGUCAAAAUUGAUCAAACUUUGGUUAAGCUUAUCAACUGGACAGAUCCGGAGUAUCCUUUGGACGUUUCAUACCUUAUAGAGAAUAAAGACCUUUGUGCAUCCGUGAAAAAUUUAACCGUACUUGUAGUGGUUAAUACAGCAACAGAUCACUUUGGUCGGAGGCAAACUAUCAGGAAAACAUGGACCAACAAUACAUAUUUUUCUCAUUUGGGCACAUUAAGAACUUUAUUUCUUCUUGGUAGGACCGUUGACACAUCUAUUCAAGCGGAUAUAGAAAAGGAAUCUAAAGAAUAUGGAGACAUUUUACAGGGUGAUUUUAUGGAUACCUACUUAAAUCUUACACACAAGGGUGUGAUGGGUUUAAAAUGGCUUAACGAACGUUGUAGAAAUGCAAAAAUGAUUUUGAAAGUCGACGAUGACUUUAUAGUGAAUAUUUUCAUUUACUUUCGAAAAAUUGGCAAGUCCUUGCCUUCAACGCACGUUUACUGUCUCUAUGGGACAGAUGGAGUUAUAAGAGAUAAAGAAAACAAAUGGUAUCUCAGUGAAAAUCAUUUUAAAGGUGAAAAAAUCUAUAGAGAACAUUGCAAAGGGAAAUUUGUAAGUAUGAGAAAUGACAUAAUUCCCUCGUUAUAUAUAUCUGCAAGAAAAACUCCCUUUUUCCCAUAUGACGAUGUUACAUUAUUUGGGUAUGCUAUGCAUAAUAUAAAGGGACUAAGAUAUAAAACACUCGAACAAAAAGACAUGGAAAAUGUUAACAGUCUAGCUAUAACAUGUUUGAAAGAACAAAAGAAUAAAUGUCCCAAUCUUGUUAUUGGCGCACCUAAAAGAAAAGAAAUGGAGGACGCAUGGUUGAUGAUGUUGAAGUUCUUUUCACCAAAAUCACAUUCGUUAUACAUGAAAGUCUGAGCUAAACUUUGAACCUGUCUCAAUAAAUAUACAUUAGUUUAAUGAAUUACAAAUGUACAUGUCGCUGUUCCAGUGGGGAACCCGAAAUCACUUAACUACAUCUCCAUGAAAAAAAUCCGAUCUAUACUAAUGAUAAGCAUAUUUAUAUGAUACUUGUUUCGAAAAGCGUCGUUCAUUGAUAUUGACAUUUAAAAAACAUUGCUGAGUGAAAUGACUUACAUGGG
Mercenaria mercenaria is the source of this 1344-nucleotide messenger RNA. RefSeq names its product beta-1,3-galactosyltransferase 1-like. The transcript has a single exon. Gene Ontology annotation, molecular function: hexosyltransferase activity. Gene Ontology annotation, cellular component: membrane. The coding region runs from base 2 to 1120 and encodes 372 amino acids. NCBI's taxonomy places the organism in Eukaryota, Metazoa, Mollusca, Bivalvia, Venerida, Veneridae. The record is from RefSeq and is a predicted model, not a curated record.